This is a messenger RNA of Auxenochlorella protothecoides, 894 nucleotides long. RefSeq lists its product as hypothetical. The record is from RefSeq and is a predicted model, not a curated record. Lineage: Eukaryota; Viridiplantae; Chlorophyta; Trebouxiophyceae; Chlorellales; Chlorellaceae. The transcript has 6 exons. The coding region runs from base 1 to 894 and encodes 297 amino acids.
AUGGCACGUGCACUUGUCCUCCUGCUGGUAGCCCUGACCGCCACGACGGUCCUGGCCGAGAAAACCUCACUCCCUCUCAACGCUGACUCCAUCGCCGAGGGUAUGUCUAAUGCCUUCCAGAUCGUGACAGAAGUCCAUGCGGCCGCAGCUAUAGUGUUCAAGGGCUUCUCCGAGGAGCUGCAGAACACACUCCACUCCACCACCAACCAUGGACGUAGUAUGCUCGGCUUACAGGAGGACGCCCACUCCUUCUUCAAGGACAUCCUGGGCGGAAACUGGAGCGACCACGUCCCCGCGGCCUGGAAGGACCAUGACUUCAGCCUGGACAAGCUGAUCCCCUUUGACCUGAAGCACAGCCUGGAUGACUUCCUGGAGAACAGUCAGCUGGACGAGUUCCGCCGGCCCCAUACCAUCCCUGAGCUCCAUGACCUCUUCGAGUCUACCCUCGCCAAGUUCUGCAAGAAUUUCACCUUCAACAUCUCCGAGAAGGUGGACCCCUUCUGCGCCGGGCCCACGGUCUCCCUGACCUACAACCCCAAGGUCUGCAUCAUCGACGAGCUGAAGAAGCAGAUCAUCUGCACCCCCGCCUCCAUCACCCUGACCAAGGAGCCCGGUGUGUGCGUGAAGAAGGCCUUCACCCCCACCAUCUUCAUCGGCAAGUCCUGCGCCAUCCGCAAGACCAUCGGCGUGGAGGCCGAGGUCGUCAUCGGCGGGGGUGAGUUUGUUGUGCCCCUCAACAAGUACUUCCCACUGUCGGACAAGGCGGGCGAGAAGCUGGAGGCCAAGUUCUCCAAGUUCAAGAAUGUAUCACAGGUAAGAUAUGAUUCUGUGACUUUAACCAAUGAGCGAUCCAUCCAACGCUUUGAGAGCAGUUUGGUGGGGAGGGCAGGAUGA